Fusarium musae is the source of this 1818-nucleotide messenger RNA. RefSeq lists its product as uncharacterized. Gene Ontology annotation, molecular function: protein binding. Lineage: Eukaryota; Fungi; Ascomycota; Sordariomycetes; Hypocreales; Nectriaceae. The transcript is spliced from 2 exons. The record is from RefSeq and is a predicted model, not a curated record. The coding region runs from base 1 to 1818 and encodes 605 amino acids.
AUGUCGACGGCCGGUUUAUUGACCAAUACUCCUAUAGACCCCUACUUUAUUUACCAUGAUCUCAGCAACGUAGCCAGUUCAGGCAUGCCCCAACCAUACGCGAACCUGAGCAAGAACUCCACGGUUCCCGAUGUAAGUGGUGGAAUCUUUUGGCCUGAUACUAUCAACAAGAAAAUUUAUCUCUUUGGCGGCGAAUUCAAUGGCGUCACCCCUUGGGACUUCGACCUUUAUGCUUACGAUAUCAUAAAUGAUGAGUGGGACAACAUGGGAGUUUCUAGAACAGACGAUGUUGUCGGGCUCAGUUAUGGAGCUGGUUUGUCCAUUCCGGAUCGCGGAGAGGCCUACUACUAUGGCGGAUGGAUGAACAAUGCGACCGAUGCGGAUUGGGGUGACGCUCCCCAGAUACCAACAUCAUACCUACUACGAUAUGAGAUGGACACGAACAGUUGGUCCAACGACACUGGUCCUGAUGACAUUGGCCGCGCCGAGGGUGUGAUGGUUCAUAUCCCUGCCGGAGACGGUGGUAUGCUUGUUUACUUUGGCGGAAUCAGAGCCGCCGAACAUGGUGGUUGGGAAGGUCAACCAAUGGAUCAGAUUAUUCUCUAUGAUGUCCUGAGCGGUAAAAGUUAUUUCCAAAAUGCAACGGGUGAUAUUCCGGAAUCACGUCGACGGUUUUGCGCAGGCGCUACGUGGACCAAGGACCAGUCUUCUUACAAUAUUUAUUUAUAUGGGGGAGCUGGUGAAGAGCAAGGAAGUUCUGGAUUUGAUGACAUUUAUAUCCUGACACUCCCUACCUUCACAUGGAUCAAGAUGUAUCCCGAAGGAAACGGAACUGGGGAUUACCCUCAUCACAGUUUUACCUGCAACGUUGUGAACGAGGCACAGAUGUUGAUUCAUGGUGGUUUCUUCCCCCUGACAAAUGACUGCGAUGUUCCGGACCAAUGGGGUUUACACGACAUGUCCCUGGGGCGACAAAACAAGGACAAGUCGCCCUGGAUGCUUUACGAUCCCGAAUUGACCAAAUAUGCCGUCCCCACUGACAUUAUUUCAGUUGUGGGAGGAAAUUCUAACGGCGGAGCUACCAAGACAGCACCAGCCGAUGGUUUCGACCACCAAGAUCUGAAAGCCCUCAUGACACGGACGGCAUCGGCAGGAUCAAGGACUGCAACCCGAGAUGUAUCUGGCCCUACUGAGACUGGAGAUCAUGAAAGUGGAGCAACGUUAUCGACUGGUGCCAUUGCAGGUAUCGCAGCUGGCGGAGCUGUAGCUCUUAUUGCCGUGCUCGUGACAUGCUUCUGCCUCAUCCGAAAGCAUCGACGUCGGCGAGAACGUGUUGGGUCACAGCAGCCGAUGACUCAAUCCUAUGACUACCAUCAUCCCCAACAUCCAUCUUUCGCCUCGAACCAACCGUCCGCUAGCCCCUGGAGUCCACAGUCAUCAAACUUCACCACUUCAAGCCCUGUGGGCUAUACGGGCCCGCAACUUGCCCAGUCACAUUCAGGACCGCCAGUGGAACUACCAUCUGGGCAUCUCGAAGAUUCAUCUUACGUUUCACCACGUACAGAGCCGAUUUCGGCGGUUGAACCCAAAUAUGAUGCAAAUGGAAACCUAUGGGUUCCCCAAGUGAGCAUGAUGCAGAUCCCGGACCAAGGCCAUUCCCCCGGAAGUCCUCCAUACUAUGACGGCACAAUAGCUUCUAACUCAUCGAAGAAUGGACCAGAGUAUUUUCCUCCCGGUGCACCGCAGGAACUUGCGGCAGACCGUCGCACUUCGUACGCACCUGGACAACCAGUCCACCAGACGUAUUAUCAUCCAUGA